Plasmopara halstedii is the source of this 1758-nucleotide messenger RNA. RefSeq names its product 5methylthioadenosine sadenosylhomocysteine deaminase. The record is from RefSeq and is a predicted model, not a curated record. The coding region runs from base 1 to 1758 and encodes 585 amino acids. The transcript has 3 exons. Lineage: Eukaryota; Oomycota; Peronosporomycetes; Peronosporales; Peronosporaceae.
AUGGAGAUGUCGACAGAGCCUUCCAAUGCCUUGCACAAGGAGGAGGAAUUAGCUGUAGCGUCUGCUCAGCCAGCCUUAUCACCCGCUUCAUCAUCAUCUGCUUCGAGCUUUGCAGGGGAAGAUGAAGCUACCAAAAAACUUCCACCUGCCGCUCCGAUGCUAAAUACUUUGGACCCCGCGAUCAACGAAGAUGUGGACGAACCUUCCACGACUGGAGACAAUGGAAAAGGUCUGACUAGCGCUUUUGGACGCAUGAAAGGACGAGCAGCUACAGCAAAAAAGACAUUAAAACCGCAGCUGUCAAUGGCGAAUAUUAAGGAUAAAACGAGCAAAAAAUUGGAUAAGUAUCAACCUUCGAUUGUCAAGGCGAAGUCAUCAGCUACUGCAGGUUUGACAACAGCAGCAAGUAAAGUAAAGGAAGGGUCCACUCAUGGCUGGAGUGUGCUUAAAACGAAAUUAGCGGCUGCUCGACCGGCGGCUGGGCGGAUUCAGACUAUGGGAUUGAAUGUCAUGACGGACAUUUAUCUGGGAGAUACUACAGUUGAUACACUUGAAAACAUUGAAGAUCCUAAAGGUGCCAAUUCCCUCUUUCUACUAAAAUACAAGACUGGAAACAACGUUUCUGAAUCACCUUCAAAAGCAAUGGGAUUGUUAAGAAGGGUGCGAGUGAUUGGCAAUGCGCAUUUGAACUCCCAAACAACUAAUACUGUGUCAGCUAGCCCUGGCAAUCGAUGUUUUGCAACACCUUACGUCCUUGGUACAGUUUUGCUCUUCUGUGGAGACUUGUCUACUCUGGCGAGAGUAUCAUGCGUGAACAAAGUUUGUCAUGACUUUAUUGCUUCCGAACAAAGACUCGAGAAGUUUUGCGUACGUUAUGGACAGCUAUCUCCACGAUACCGAUUUGCGUACUGGGUGAAGACUGCACGCGUUCGUGAACUCUGUAAAGCUGACGAACUGGAUUACGAUACGUACCUGCAAAUGGGAUUGUCCAAGGGUGAUGCCACCGAAUCUAUUUCGACAGAUGUGCGUCGUACAUAUGGCCGUGUGGCGCCUCACAAACGCGCAGCAAAUUAUAAAGAUCAAGAGUCGAACGAAGAGUUAUCCACACAGCUUAGUGAGAUUCUACACGCAUUGGCUGGUCGAUUUCCUGCUGUUGGUUACUGCCAAGGAAUGGAUUACAUUGCAGCUAACAUUUUAAACAAUGUCAAGUUGAGCGGGUCUACACCCGAUGUCAAAGCUGAAGCUGAACGUACCUUUUGGUUGAUGGUGGCCUUGUUUGAAAAUUAUGGGCUGCAAGAGAUGUUUGCUCCCGGACUUCCAACUCUGCAUGUGCAUUGUUUUCAAGCACAACGACUUUUAGAAUUGACGAAACCAGAACUUGCUCAUCAUUUUUCCAGCGAAAAAGUUCCGAUCGAGAUGUUUGCUGUUGGUUGGUUUCAAACGAUGUAUCUUUACCUUAAUGUGCUUCCUCUAGAUUCUUUGGAUCGGAUCUGGGAUAUUUUCAUAUUUGACCACAAUUGGAAGAUUAUGCUUCGAGUUGCGCUCGCAUUACUACAGCUCUCGGAAAAAUUUGUCAUGAACAAGCCCAUUGAUGAAAUCAUGCAGUUUUUCAAUACAUUUGCAGACAAGGCUGACGAAAUUUUGGCGGAAACACCAUUGAUCGAGCAUGCUCUGAGUCUUGUGGUAACGAAAACGGUAUUGUCGAAAUUGCAGAAACAGCAUAUCAAGCACAAGCGAGGAAUUCCCUCCAAAACUUAA